UUCAAGCAAGCGUUUGACUCACCGCUUGAUCACAGUCCGUUGAUCUUCGAAUUUCCGUAGCCUGGAAGUUUGAAUCACGCUACGCUUGCUAGUCUGGUUCGGUGGAUGAGCGAUUAGGCUUCAGAUUUCUUCGUCUCCAACUCCAAAUCCGUGUCCCCAACCAAGGAAAAUGGCGGAAGACAAGGAAUCCACGUCCGUUCCGCUGAGCCAGAGCGUUGAUAGCGAUAUAGAAGAUCCCGAAGAUCCCGUCAAGUCUCCUCCCAGUUCUCCCAAUUCUUCCACCCGUAAGGCUUGCUGCUUUGUCCUCCAAAGUUGGGUUUCAAAGAAGUUCAUGACGGGAUGUGUUGUUCUGUUCCCUGUUGCAGUUACUUUUUUUGUGACAUGGUGGUUUAUUCAGUUUGUUGAUGGUUUCUUCAGUCCUCUAUAUGCUCAGCUGGGCAUUGACAUAUUUGGACUUGGAUUUGUCACAUCUUUAGUUUUUGUCUUCUUUGUUGGUGUUUUCGUUUCAUCAUGGAUGGGUGCCACUGUUUUCUGGAUUGGAGAAUGGAUUAUAAAAAGAAUGCCCCUUGUUAGGCAUAUAUACUCUGCCUCCAAGCAAAUUAGUGCUGCAAUUUCCCCAGACCAAAAUACAACUGCAUUCAAGGAGGUGGCUAUCAUUCGUCACCCACGUAUUGGUGAAUAUGCAUUUGGAUUUAUCACAUCAUCUCUCAUCCUUCAGAAAGAUGACGGGGAUGAAGAGCUAUGCAGUGUAUUUGUCCCAACAAACCACUUAUAUAUUGGUGAUAUACUCCUGGUCAACUCCAAGGAUAUCAUAAGACCAAAUCUGUCCAUUCGCGAAGGCAUAGAGAUCAUUGUAUCUGGGGGAAUGACAAUGCCACAAAGGAUAUCUCCUGUGGAGAGGAGAGUUGGUCGACAGGGUGAAAGAAUUCCUCUUGAUAGAAUUAUUUGACAGUGUAUACAAGCAAGGCAUAUGUUAAAUGUGUGUGUAACGACUCAUCAGCCUCGGCUACUACCCUACACUACCAUCUUUCUUGUAUUUGAGUGGUUUUUUCCCA
Messenger RNA from Diospyros lotus (date-plum), 1055 nucleotides. Its product is annotated as protein LIKE COV 2-like. Lineage: Eukaryota; Viridiplantae; Streptophyta; Magnoliopsida; Ericales; Ebenaceae. The record is from RefSeq and is a predicted model, not a curated record. The coding region runs from base 170 to 949 and encodes 259 amino acids. Gene Ontology annotation, cellular component: Golgi apparatus. The transcript has 7 exons.